AUGGCCGAAAAGCUUACCGACGACCAGGUUGACAACCUGACGACCGUCUUGCGAAGCGACAACAUCCACCUCGACGCCAAAGUUCAGUACGUCAACACCAUCAAGUCCGGCAUCAAACAGCACAACGUCCCCGAGACCUGUAUUCCCCAGCUGUUCGAAGGCCUCCGGAGCGCCUCCGCGUCGCAGCAUGUCGCGCUGGCUACCGCUGGCUUCACAGCGCUCAAUCACCUCUUUACGCGCAUGUCGCGCCAGGAGCCCAAAUACCUGGUUAAGGAGGCGGCACGAACGCUCCCUCUUGUUGUGGAGAAGCUGGGAGAUUCAAAGGACAAGCCUCGCGCGCUCGCGAUGCUGAGUCUCAACACGCUGUACAGCGUUGCCCCCGCCGACGUCGAGCGCUCGAUUCGAAACACUGCCAUGGUGGGCAAAAAUCCGAGAACCAAGGAGGCGUCUAUGCAGUGGCUUUUGGAGACUCACCAGCAACACGGAUUGCCGUUUCGAGGAUAUGUCCCCGUACUGAUGGAUCUUCUGGAAGAUGCGGACGGAAUGGUCCGAGAUACUGCUAAAAGCACCGUUAUCGAACUCUUCAAGAAUGCUCCUGGAGCUGCGAAAUCCGAUUUGAAAAAACAACUGAAGAACUUCAAGGUUCGACCUGCCAUCGAGCAGGCCAUCGUGAAAGCUCUUGCGCCCACUGGUGCCCGCUCAGAUACCGCGCCAGAAGUUUCGGCUCGACCUGCACUAUCAGCUCCUUCGUCCUUUGCCGCGAGUGAGCGGCCCACUACGCCCAUGGUCGAUUUGGCCGAAUCCGUUGAACCGCAAUACGUUAACACCCAUCGCGAAUUGGACGACCUCUUUAGGGAUAUGGCUCCUUACUUUGAAGGAAAGGAAUCUGAACAAAAUUGGAUGAAGAGAGAGCAGAGCAUGGUGACAUUGCGGAGGCUGGUGGCUGGCAAUGCUCCGGCUGACUUUUUGGACACGUUUGCUGCUGGAUUAAAGGUACUGCUGGACGGCAUCAUCAAGGCGGCCAGCUCACUGCGUACAAGCUUAUCGAAAGAAGGCUGCAGUUUAGUCCAAGAAAUUGCCAACACGAUCGGGCCCGCUAUGGACCCUCUGGUCGAGCUUCUUAUGCAAACAUUUAUGAAACUGUCUGCCAAUACCAAGAAGAUUACCUCCCAAAUGGCCAAUGCUGUUAUAGACGCCAUCUUAAGCAAGGUCACAUAUACUCCUCGUCUCAUGCAGCAUAUUUGGGGGGCGGUUCAAGACAAGAAUGUGCAGCCUCGAACAUACGCCGCCGGAUGGUUAACAACAAUAAUAAGGAAGGAAGCUCAUCACAAGAACCACAUCGAGCAUACUGGCGGUGUCGACUUGAUAGAAAAGUGUAUCAAGAAGUCUCUUGGUGAUGCUAACCCUAGCGUUAGAGAAAAGAUGAGAGCGACCUAUUGGACAUACUGGGGCGUAUGGCCAGGGAGAGCAGAUGCAUUCAUGGCAGACUUGGAACCGACUGCCCAAAAGCUGCUCCUUAGGGAUCCAAAUAAUCCGAACGCUGGAAAGAAAGUAGAGGCCCCGGCUCCUGUAUCCAGGUUGGGGUCAGGAUUCUCGAGGAGCGCCAAUGCGGCCAGCAGCAAGCCAAGUCUACGGGAAACUAUGAUGGCUCAGAAGAAGGCCGCGUUGAGCGCAAGGAGCAUACCAAGCCGACCGGGCUCUGCCAUGUCCACAUUCUCUGCCGCCUCUUCUAACAACUCGAGCGGCCAACUUGCCACGACGACUGCAUCGAAACGACACCGAGCCGAGCCCGGUACAGUUUCAGUCAACGCAGGCGGCAUGUCCGUGGCCCCUAUGCGGCCAGCCAAGAGGCGGCCAGAUGUGGCUCGCCCUGCAACGGCUGGCCCUUACUCUGUUCGAGACCAGCCGUCGCCCGUGGAGGCCCAUAGCCCAGAGAUGCCCAAGUCCAAAUUCGCGUCCUCAUCGUCAGCAUCGUCGAGGCCCGAGAGGCCCGAGAGGCCCGAGAGGCUCAGAGAGGCUACGCCUCAGAGGCCAUCAUCACGGACCCAUCAUGCAUCUCAUGCAAGCGAAUCAAGUAUAACAUCCCCAAUCAUGAGACCAACUGGGAUACCGUCGCCACGCGCCAGCCCAGCCAGACUCAGGCAUUCUCAAACCAUACUGCAUACAUUGAGCCCGACCAGAGCAACUGACGAUAUUACCUUGGUAGUGCCUACACUUUUUAGCAUGCAGUCGGCUUUGCCUAGAUUAGAGUCUCCGCCACAGCCAUUCUUCGCCCGCGCCUCCCCAGACCCCGUCCUCCCCGCCGAAAUCCCACUAUCUCCUCGUACCGAGUUGCCUUCUCGAACAUUGAGGGUAUACGAAGAUCCUUUUACCGACGACGAGCCAACUUCAAGACAGUCUCUUCCUUCUGCUCCAGUAUUGGAGGAGAAGCAAAUCAACGAGGAUGCUGCUAACAUUCAGAGGUUGUCACUGGCACCUUUGUCGGACGAGGUGGAGUUUCAAGAGAAGAACGGACAGAACGCCCGUCUCUUGGAUAGCGGCAUAAACAAGAUUAGAGCCAAGACUCUGGAGGUCCACGGGUUCCGAAAACUUCAGUCUCUGAUUCGAGAUAGUAAGACUGUCUUCACUGACCAGAGAUUUGAAGCCCUUCUUGUUGGCUUGUUCCAAUACUUGGAAGACCCUCUGGCAGAUCUCCCGGCGGGCAAAUCUCAGGAUGUUAAAGCUCAGAUCCUCACAACAAUCAAGCUGCUGUUAAAAAAGGAGCGAAGGAACUUCCAGCCCCAUGUCUCGCGGGGCCUCGAAUCUCUCCUCCAGACUCGCGGCUGCUACGAUACCAGAGCUCAUGUGGUUAGCGGCCUUGAGCUUUUGGCGGAUGAGCUUGUCACCCUCAGCGACGGCUCCGAGACUGUCGUUGUGCUGACAAAGCGCCUGCAGUCCUGCAGCGACGCCACGACGGAAGGUUGCCGCACUCUUAGCAUGGGCCUUCACGUCCUCAAGGAGAUGCUGGCCAAGCGACCCGAGUACAUUCCCACUCACAAAGAGCUCCUGCAGCUCACCAACCUGGCAGGCCGAUGCCUUGAGUCUGCCGAUUCGGGCGUUCGGAUGGACGCUGUCAAGUUCUGUGUUGCUCUGCAUACGCGCGUUGGAGAGGCUGCUUUCUGGGAGGCCAUGGCUGGAAUUAAGGACGAUCCUAAGAGCCUGAUUACGUAUUACAUUGUCAAGAAGCAGCGCGAAGAUGGGAUGCAUUCAUGA
Messenger RNA from Trichoderma gamsii, 3252 nucleotides. Its product is annotated as protein STU1. Gene Ontology annotation, molecular function: microtubule binding. Gene Ontology annotation, biological process: mitotic spindle assembly; astral microtubule depolymerization. The record is from RefSeq and is a predicted model, not a curated record. The transcript is spliced from 4 exons. Bases 1 to 3252 code for a protein of 1083 amino acids. NCBI's taxonomy places the organism in Eukaryota, Fungi, Ascomycota, Sordariomycetes, Hypocreales, Hypocreaceae. Gene Ontology annotation, cellular component: cytoplasmic microtubule; mitotic spindle midzone; spindle microtubule.